Effrenium voratum is the source of this 1449-nucleotide messenger RNA. NCBI's taxonomy places the organism in Eukaryota, Dinophyceae, Suessiales, Symbiodiniaceae. The record is from the annotation of a GenBank genome assembly.
AUGCUGAGCAUGCUGCCUGCCUUGUGCAGAGCACGGGUGCGAGGCCUGAGACGCCUCUCGACGUGGCAGGUGGCCUGUCUCCAGACCAAUGCCGACCACCCCUGCGUCGACUCCUGCCCGUGCUUCAACGAGAAUCAGCCCGCGAGCUGGCCGGCGGAGUUCCGGGUGUCGGAGGAAGUCGUCAAUAGGUAUGCCUCGCGUCAGCCCAAUCCUUUGCGGAUGGAAGAGGUCUUGCAGAUGAAGGACCCAGAGGAGACUGCCAAGAUGCUGAUGACGGAAAUGCCAGUGCGACUUGCUAAUCGUAUUGCACACCUGAGCCAUUUGGAUAUGAUGGAGUCCUGCCCGGCUUUGCUCUGCGCACGAGCGCGGCUGGUCCGCUCCUUCGCCGAGGUGGUUCGGGCUGCCGAUUCCGGUGCUUCCUUGGAGGAAUUCGCCAACACCAUCCGAGCUGUCAAAGAGCGGCACAAGCAUCAGGUCAAGCGCCUCACAGUGGGCACGCAUCACUUGAAGAGGCUCCUGAUCCAGUCAGGAAAGUCCGCAGACGAGGCAAUUGAGGGCAUUGACCAGUUUCUGGAUCGCUUUGUCCUCUCCCGAAUUGGCAUCGAGAUGCUGAACUCCCAGUACUUGUCGCUUUUCACGCAGAGCAGGGGCAUUGCCGACCCGAACUGCGACCCUUGUGCCCUGGCACGGAAGGCUGGCGCCAUCGCGCGGAAGAUUGCCGCCGAGGAGUUUGAGGCCGUCCCAGAGGUGCAGGUCAGCUUCUUUGGCAAAAGGGAUGCCCGGACGCUUCCAUUGGUGCCAUCAUAUUUGCUGUACAUUCUCCUGGAACUGCUGAAGAACAGCGUCCGGGCGGUAGCAGAAAACCACCGCGACAACAAGUCGAAGGAAGCGCCGGUGGACCCCAUCGUGAUCCGCGUCGCCAGCGACGAGGCCCAGGUGGUGCUGGACAUCUUCGACCGUGGCGGUGGCAUCCCGUUUGAGCUGCAGCAGAAGGUUUGGAGCUACAUGUAUUCCACCCGGAGGGGGCCCGUUUCAGCAGACCGAGAGGAUGAGGCCACACCGCUGGCUGGCUUUGGUGUUGGCCUGCCUUUGUCCCGGCUCUAUGCCGAGUACAUUGGUGGCUCACUGCAGCUAAUCAGCAUGCCAAACUUUGGGACGCAUGCCUUUCUAUUCCUGGAAAGGUGCAGCACACGCAAGGAGGGGAUGCCCACAUACGUGAACUGGUUGCGCAAGCGCCAUUUGCUGGAGGAGUUGGUGGAGCUUGAGGUGCGCAAGCGCGCUGCUGCAGAAAUCGAGGACUACGCAGAGGCGGGAAGCGAAUUUGUGUGCAGGACUGGGCUGACUGCCAUCAAGCAGAUGACUGUCACGAAUCUUGCAAGGGGCCAGCUACAUCUGGAAGCCAACAGUUUAGGAUGCCCUUGUUGCAAGAUGCGCAUCUCUCCAAGCUGA